Ostertagia ostertagi is the source of this 906-nucleotide messenger RNA. NCBI's taxonomy places the organism in Eukaryota, Metazoa, Nematoda, Chromadorea, Rhabditida, Trichostrongylidae. The record is from the annotation of a GenBank genome assembly.
AUGGAACAGGGUUGUGAGGGACGGAAAUCUCUCCGUCCGCUGGCCUUCGCUUCUGUGGCGUUGGCCACCGUCAGUGUUCUGUCCUGCAUCAUCAGUCUUCCACUCGUUUACAAUCAUGUACAGUCCAUUCAAUCGUAUAUGCAAAAUGAAGUCGACUUUUGUAAGACUCGCUCUAGAGAAAUGUGGCGUGAAAUGGUGACUGUACAGUUUACCUCAACUGGUAAGGUGAACCCUCGUGCCAAGCGAGAGGCUUACGAGGCCCAGCCGGUAGACGCUGCUCACUCGAAUCCAUCAUCAGCAGCUGGAUCGUGCUGCACAUGCCAAGUUGGCCCUCCUGGGCCUCCCGGUCCUCCUGGACGAGAUGGACGACCAGGAGCUCCUGGAAGACCUGGAAAUCCUGGCCCACCGGGCCGAGAUGGUUCUCUUCUACCAGGGCCACCACCGAAACCUCCAUGCCAAAAAUGUCCACCCGGACCACCAGGACCUCCUGGACCACCUGGACCGAAAGGCCUCCCAGGACCGCAAGGAGAUCCUGGCACUCCAGGACAUGAUGGAAUCCCUGGACUUCCUGGGCCUCCUGGUCCAGCAGGCCCACAAGGACCUCCCGGUAUUCCGGGAGAAAAGGGACCACCAGGUGAACCUGGAAAAGUUAUCAACGGUGCUCCACCAGGGCCUCCUGGACCACCAGGCCCACCUGGACCACAAGGACCGCCAGGGCCACCAGGAAAGGAUGGCCAAGCUGGAAGACCAGGGCCACCUGGCCCACCUGGUGAUCCUGGAGAGAAGGGAGCCGACGGAUUGCCUGGACCUCAUGGACCGCCCGGACCUCGAGGACCGCCAGGACAGCCCGGCUCUUGUGACCAUUGCCCUCCUCCACGAACUGGACCGGGAUAUGGACGGCUGUAG